Molecule: messenger RNA, 1244 nt
Organism: Schistosoma guineensis
Lineage: Eukaryota; Metazoa; Platyhelminthes; Trematoda; Strigeidida; Schistosomatidae
Source: the annotation of a GenBank genome assembly
AACAACAACAACAAUACAAUAGUGAAAACAUUUCUCAUCUAUGGAUCUCAGAAAAUUUAUAUACCAAAGAAAUUUUCUAAAUGUUAUGCUUCAAAAUGUACACUUAUCACCGGAAUGGAAAGAUGGCGUGAAGCUGAUGCACUUAUUUUAACAAAAGAUGAACAACCAAAUGGAAUUCGACCAAAUGGACAAUUAUGGUUUAGUCUAACACAUGAAUCUCCUAAACAUAUAUCAUUGGCAAACACACUAGAAAAUGAAGUUAACUUUACCAUAUCCUAUCGUUUUGAUUCAACGAUUUAUUCACCAUACGGUUACUAUGAACCGUAUUUAAAGUAUCAUGGACCAAAAACAAGAUAUCCUCUGCCUUCUCGAAAUUUUGCUGCUGGCAAAUCGAAAAAAGUAGCAUGGUUUGUGAGCAACUGUGCAGCUAAAAGUCCUAGACUACAAUAUGCUGAGGAACUUUCAAAAUAUAUCUCGGUUGAUAUAUAUGGUAAGUGUGGUACAAAAGUAUGUUCUAGGAAUUUGAUAAAUGACCCUUCGUUACUUGACUGUUUUAAAUUGAUUCGUCAGAGCUACAAAUUUUAUCUGAGUUUUGAAAAUAGUUUAUGCAGUUGGUAUAUCACUGAGAAACUUUAUAAGAAUGCAUUGAAAAAUGAUAUACUUCCAAUCGUGAUGGGUGCAUCGAUAGAGGAAUAUGAAAGAGUCGCUCCUCCAUACUCGUUCAUUCACGUUGAUCAAUUCGAAUCACCAGCUAAACUGGCAGACUAUUUGAAGUAUUUGGACAAGAACGAUACUGCAUAUAAUGAAUAUUUUGCAUGGCAUGGUCAUGGAAUCAUACAUGAUUACGAUGCCCAACCUCAAUGUGCAAUGUGUCUACUAGCUCAUACAUCUCAUUCAUUUGGUCCCCAUUGGGUUCCGCGUGUGGCACGAUGGUGGAAUGAUGGAUGUAAUGGUCGGAAAUUACGUUGGAAUCUAUGAAUUGUGAAUAUUGACAAUAUUAACGCAGUUGCUUUCUACUAUGUUUGACUGUGUGACAUACCCAAAUCUUUUGCUUCCUCUCCAUAUUGAAUUCGCUACAUGUUCUUUUUUACACUCCCUUGUUACUUUUGAACUGAAUCAACCUGUUAAUAAAAUAAUAUAUCUGUAAUUGGAAUUUAGCAAAUCAAACCUUUGUAAUUGAUACCUACUGAAUGAACCUUCAUUUAUACUUGAAUCUGCAAAUAAAUUCUUUAAGUAAUCGAUCA